Messenger RNA from Nasonia vitripennis (jewel wasp), 1188 nucleotides. RefSeq lists its product as uncharacterized. The record is from RefSeq and is a predicted model, not a curated record. The transcript is spliced from 2 exons. Lineage: Eukaryota; Metazoa; Arthropoda; Insecta; Hymenoptera; Pteromalidae. Bases 1 to 1188 code for a protein of 395 amino acids.
AUGUCUCGUGAAAUCGGAGAUCUGGAAAGUCUAUUACGAAUCAAUUUCGGCGAUGACUUGACCCUAGUGAAUUAUUCAGUCGAUAAUGUCGUGCCGUCGGGAGAAAACUUUCGCAGCUGCGUAUUGAGGCUCAGCGCCCAGGUUCAACGAACUAAGGACUCCCCCGGCGAGGAUCUCGAGUUCGUCGUGAAAACUGCGCCGACGACUGCCGUGCUGGAAAUCACUAAGGGUGUUGAUUGGAUUAGGCUGUUCCGAAAGGAAAUUUUCAUGUACACGAGCGUUAUUCCGUUCUACAGGAGAGUCGAGUUGGACAAUGAUUUUCCGGAGGACGACAGCAUCGAGGAGUGUUUUCCCAAGUUUUUCGGAUCCUGCGGGUCGUUGAGCGGUGACGCCGUUAUUUUACUGGAAAAUCUCAAGCUGCGAAAUUACUACGUCGUCGACAAAAGGAUCGGAAUGGACCUAGCGCACGCUUCCAAAGCGCUGAAAGCUCUAGCCAGAUUCCACGCGGUCGGCGUGGCCGCGAAAUUAAACUACCCCAUUCUAUUCGACUCGAUCAGAUCAACGUACCGCAAACCGGACUACGACUAUCGCGCAGUGGAUGCAGCGUGUGCCGGUUUCAUCGAGAUAAUCAGGAACGACCCCCGUCUCGACAGAUACACAUCCCGCGUGGAGAGGAUAGCUUCCUGGCGCAAGGGUGACUGGAAGAGCGAGCUGGUGACGCACGAUCUAUGGUCGAGCGUCGUCCACUUCGACUUCUGGACGAACAACGUGCUGUUUCAUAAGGACGACGAGGGAAGCAUCGAUGAUGCGAAGUUCAUCGACUUCCAGACCUACUGCUUCGCCGAUAUCUUCCUCGAUCUCGUCUACUUUAUCUUUACGAGUCUGGACGAUCACGUCAAGUCGAAUGAUCUCGACCGAGUACUCGACCUCUAUUACGUCAAUUUCAUCCUGACGCUCGAGAGGCUGAGCGUCGACGUCGGGGAGUACUCGAGGCGAAAGUUCGACGACGGACUCAAACAGGUGGCGGAGUACGAGUUCUUCCACUGCGCCUUGGUUCUGAACAUCGUCACGGCUGAUGUUGAUAGCGCGAGUCCCAUGAGCUUCGAAGCCGGUAUAAACGAUCUAUACUCCCGGAAAAUCGCUCAGCUCCUGCAGACCUACGAGGCGAGAAACUGGUUCACAACGUAG